Messenger RNA from Rosa chinensis, 542 nucleotides. Its product is annotated as purple acid phosphatase-like. The record is from RefSeq and is a predicted model, not a curated record. The transcript is spliced from 4 exons. Bases 1 to 480 code for a protein of 159 amino acids. Lineage: Eukaryota; Viridiplantae; Streptophyta; Magnoliopsida; Rosales; Rosaceae. Gene Ontology annotation, molecular function: acid phosphatase activity.
AUGGACCAAAAGAAGUGCCUUCAAUAUGCUUAUCAACCUUGGAUAUGGACUGCAGGGAAUCAUGAAAUUGAUUUUGCCCCAGAAAUUGGUGAAAGCAAACCUUUUAAACCUUACAAUCACCGGUAUCAUGUCCCACAUAAAGCAUCAGGGAGUACUGCCCCUUUUUGGUACUCAAUCAAGAGAGCUUCGUCCUACAUCAUCGUCUUAGCUUCAUAUUCAGCAUAUGGUAAAUACACUCCUCAGUACGUAUGGCUCGAGCAGGAGCUAUCAAAAGUUAAUAGAAGUGAGACACCAUGGUUGAUUGUCUUAAUGCAUUCCCCAUUGUAUAAGAGCUACAACUAUCACUACAUGGAAGGAGAAAGCAUGAGAGUGAUGUUUGAGCCAUGGAUUGUACAAUACAAAGUUGACAUGGUAUUUUCUGGUCAUGUCCAUGCCUAUGAACAAUCUGUUAUCUGUAAGUGCUCGAUGUAUAUGUUCUAACUCAUUAGUUUCAGAAUCAUUUUGUUUGAUACCUGCUAUAUGCAUAGAACUGGUCAUUGUCU